UCACUGGCGUGCGCUGCUGUGCCGGUAAGCAGUGAGCACCCACGUGUUUCUGUUUACUGCUUGGUUAACUUUUCGUCUGUGACAAAUCGAUGUAUGUGUUAUUGUAUUCAACCUUGUCGAAAUUGUGACGUUCCUAAAAUGCCAAACCGGAGAACCAUGUGUUCGAGUGGCCGUCACAUACGGCAACAUUCCAACGACGCGCGCUGACUGACGUGAAUCACUGACAUAUCGUCGAUUCUGUCGUGUGGGCUUUUUCGUGUAAAGGUAAUUUUACGCACCUCACUGCAGAAGAGUUGACCCUAAGUCAUUCGGCGAGAUCGGCGUGCCAUCCUGAUAAGUCGGAGGCAUCAUGGCUCUUGCAAACACGUUGCUGUACGAGCUUACGAAUAACAGCGUAAGUCGGAGCAUCGAUCUUGUCCAACUGGCUCUGCAUUCCCCCGUCUACAUACCUCAAAAACGAGAAAUAAUCGUCUCUUGGAUCUGUCGAACUAUCGAGAAUCGACGAAGCUCGAAGCUGACAAGCAAUGAAGCUGGCACUCUUUGGAACAUACUUCGGUCGUUGGUCAACGAUAUGCAGCCCCUUGAGGUUACUAUGGUUGUUCAAGACUCGUUCCUACAGGCAAUGCAGAAGGAACUUGAACAGAUUGCGAAGACUGAUUAUGCAGAGUGUCUGCUGGAAACUAUGACUGCUCUCAUUCAGAAAGCACCGCAAAGCACACUGACCCUGAAGCUUCCAGCUUUGGUGAAGCUCCUAUCUGUAACAUUGAGACAGUGUCGCCUGUGCACAAAGGGUACCGAAUUGCUUGAUCCUUUAUGCCUCACAGCGUCGGCUUUGAUGGAGGUUGUCCUGUCGCCAUGGUAUCAACACCCAUGCAGUAUACAGGAAUCAUUUGGUCAUCUGAAACCGUUGCUCAGCAACAUGAUGUACAUUUUGCACUUCAAGAAAGCAGAAGCAUCAGAGGCUGUGCAGAAGGUGCACAAAAUGAUCAAAAAAUUUGUGCACGCCUGCUUCUUCCUCAGGAACAACAUCACUGCCUGGCUGACAGCCCUGUACGAGUAUCUCCGGAUAGAUGGUUGGAAUGCCAUGGUUCCUCUCAGCAAGGAACAAAAGGAUGCAUUCAAAAAGGGCAAGGUUGAAACGGAAGAGGAGCCGGAAGGUGAAGAUGCAAAUGUGGACGAAACGUUGGUAGAAGUACUGCAGUCUGAGCCACAUCGACUGGAAGGGCCACGGAGGGGUAAUGAAUACUUGCUAGAACAGCUCAUGCAAUUUCUCAGUGAAGUACUAAAUGAGGAGGCAUCAUCAAAGACACCGCUAGCAAACUACCUUCCCGAGUUCUUUGCCGUGUUCCUCGAGGGUCUCAUUGCUUACAACAAAACUGAAGACCUGCAGUCUAAUACUGUACUGUUGGCUUACUUCGCAUACCAUCUUGGUGUCGAAUGUGCUGCCUUUGGCGGAACAGUGCCUAUGGACGUGGCACUGAGCAUAGAGCAACGGCUGUACUAUCUCAACAAACUCCUGGCAGUGUACCAGGCCACCGAGCAGUACUGCCUGGUGGUAGUGAUGCCCCAGUUCAAGCGCAGUCUGUUCAAGCCACGCCGCUGGUUCGGUGAGCUCGCUGCCAAGUUACAGCCCCUGGAGUACAAGAACGCCGCUUGGUUCCAGUGCCUGGGGACCAUAAUGCAGAUUGCACCUAAUCUCGUGGAAGGCAGCAUGAUCAAAACCCUGCAAAAGUGCUGGGAAGUUUGCGGACUGCGUCAACCAGGCCUUCUGAAAGCAAGGAACCUACUUCUAGAGAGCAUCCUAGCCACCUACACUGAACUAUUCCGAGUUCCAAAGCUCAUCCGGAACAUUUUCUCAUCGUUCACGAACCUGAGCACCCCGCUAGCACAAACAAGCAUUCCAGUGCCGUUCCUGCACAAGUUUGCUGCAUGCUGCAUUAACCUUCCUCCUGGCCAAUUGACAGAGACAUGGCAGUUUCUUGUCAACCAACUCAGCUACUGGACAUCAGGAAACACCACUGGAAGCACGUCUGAAGAUGAAGUGCCUAAAAAAGCAGAGAACCAUCUCCCUAAGAUCCUCGUUGUUACAGAAAUCUUCCGCACAUUUGCUCAUCACAUCCAGGUGGUCAACCCAACCACACCGCCCUCGUACGUAACAAAAUUUUGUGAGCUGAUGCAAGCCACCCGUGAGCUUGCCACACAGAUGCUGGACCUGAGUAUCACGAAGCAAAGUAAUCAACGUGCCCGUUGUGCCCUGUCGGUGUUUCACUUAUGGGGAGAGCUGCAUCUUGUUCUCUGCCUGUACCGGAGGAGUUAUGGUGAAGAAUACAUGGCUCCUGAGCUCACGGCACCACUGGAGGGGGACGACCUUUCUUUCCUUCAUCCCUCUCUCACAGCUGAUAAGAUAGAGUCUCUGCUGGCCAUGAUGAGAAAGGAUAAUACAAAGCUCAUCUGUCACCACCUUGUGAGUAAGAUUUCACUAACCUCUGGUUGUAAUUUGCUGCCAUAGUUUGUGCAUAACGAU
Messenger RNA from Dermacentor silvarum, 2524 nucleotides. RefSeq lists its product as uncharacterized. Gene Ontology annotation, biological process: ribosome biogenesis. The record is from RefSeq and is a predicted model, not a curated record. The transcript is spliced from 13 exons. Gene Ontology annotation, cellular component: nucleolus. NCBI's taxonomy places the organism in Eukaryota, Metazoa, Arthropoda, Arachnida, Ixodida, Ixodidae. Bases 350 to 2509 code for a protein of 719 amino acids.